Messenger RNA from Homarus americanus (American lobster), 4554 nucleotides. RefSeq names its product forkhead box protein N4-like (gene jumu). The record is from RefSeq and is a predicted model, not a curated record. Bases 19 to 1752 code for a protein of 577 amino acids. The transcript has 8 exons. Lineage: Eukaryota; Metazoa; Arthropoda; Malacostraca; Decapoda; Nephropidae. Gene Ontology annotation, molecular function: transcription cis-regulatory region binding; DNA-binding transcription factor activity, RNA polymerase II-specific. Gene Ontology annotation, biological process: regulation of transcription by RNA polymerase II.
AAUGAGGGACUUGAUACUAUGAUAACGUCCUCAGAUUUAAAUUCACUAGACCUAUCAGGGAUGUCAUCUUUAGAAGCUGAGUUAGACUUGAAGUCAUUUGAGCCUUUAUUUGAUCCCCUUGAAAAACUGGAAGAUAUGGACGUUACAGAGGAUCAUUCAGCUGAAGAUCUGAAUGUUGUUAAUUCAUGGAUGAAUAUGUCUUCUAUGAACAAUUACAAUUUAGAUAUAGAAAAUAGUGUUAUGGUCAAUCCUUCUGCUGUGUUGCCAACAACUCUUCCUUCACGGAAUGCAAGGCAAGAACCCUCUUCCACUAUGAGUACCUGUACUGCUAUCUCCAGUACUACAGCUCCUACUUUAUUCAUCAAAACAGAACCUCAGCAGGCUGCUACAACAACAACUUCUGUUCAGACCCCUCAGUCACAUGCUGCAAGUGGAACAACAGUAACCACACAGGUAACAGUGAUGCGACCGCAGACAACAGUUGGCCAGACAGUGCGCCAACAAAAUUCCAUGGUGUCUGCUCAGUCAUCAACUCAUUCCCCAUCCCAACCUACUAUUGUGACAAGACCUACCUUGGCUACAUCUCAGAUGGUAGUGCAAACACAGCGCACUGCCCCACAACAACUGACCCUGGCCUCUACUGCAGCAACUACAACCACACCUACCACAACACCUAUCAUCACAGCUCGCACCACAACCCCACACACCAUUCUCAGUAAUAGGUACAAGAACACAGGCAAACCUCGAAAGGAUCUUCGGCCAGAGGAGAGAGUAUUCCCUAAACCUGCUUAUUCAUAUUCAUGUCUUAUUGCCCUGGCCCUGAAGAAUAGUACUACUGGCAGCUUACCUGUAUCAGAAAUCUACAGCUUUAUGUGUGAGCACUUCCCAUACUUCCGGACAGCUCCAAAUGGUUGGAAGAACUCAGUUCGACACAACCUUAGUCUCAAUAAGUGCUUCGAAAAAAUUGAAAAGCCUGUUGUUGCUGGUAGUAAUCAGCGUAAAGGUUGCUUAUGGGCAUUGAAUCCUGCUAAGGCCCAUAAAAUGGAUGAAGAAGUACAAAAGUGGAGUAAGAAAGAUCUGCAAGGAAUUAAAGAUGCCAUGGCUUAUCCUGAAGUGUUAGAGGCAUUGGAGCGAGGAGAAAUGAAGUUUGAAUCAAAUGGAGGGGUAUCAUCAUGCAGUGAAGACGAAGAUGAAGAUGAGGAAGUUGAUCCUUUGGCUGUUGACACCCCCACCACUCCAACAGUUGGAACAGUAAAGAUACUGAAUCCCCUUACAUCACCAACCAUUGUAACCUCCAACCAGAGAGGACCUCAAGCAGUUGUCAGCAAUCAACAGCAGCACAUCCGGCAGUCGGUGCAAAAUGGCCGUACUUCUCUCUCUUCAAGUGUUGCUCAAUCAGCCUCCACUCAUACAAAUGCUCGGACAACAUUUACCACACAGUCACUCAAGCGCAACUCAGUCACUUCUGAGGAGCCUGAAUACAUCCUUCCUGAUUCAACGAUGACAGAAAUUAGUCUACAGUCCAAUGGUGCUCUGGUUGAUGAUCUAGGAAAUGAAAUCAAGAUAGAGGGCGAGUCAUCAAUUCAUGCAAGUCCCUCUACACGUGGUCUGGUUGUCCGCAAGCUACCAGGUGUAACUCCACUCAGGUCUGCUACUGUGCGUGCCAAUUAUGUGUACACACCAACGAUCUCAUCUCCCCAUCAGCAGCAUACCCUCAACAGACUUGUUCUUACCAAUGGCAAACUGUCAUAGUUGAUUUGACAAACUGCACUAUUCCGUUCAAGUGGCAUCUUUUUUCAUUUAUACGUCAUCCCAAAAUAUUUCUUUUUCAUCUUAAAAUAAUUUGACCAUGCUCCCCCUCCCCAGAAUGAAUCCAGGUGUGAUUUACAUGUAAUUAGUGUGCUUGGCUAUCAGAAGUAAAGGGGGGCAUAAGGUAUUGCAAUCAUUGUAGGUAUUAUUAGAAUGAAAAUUUUUUAGUGAAGUUUCUGGUAAACAAGAUGAGUGAUUGCUGGGGUGGUAAUGUGUUGAAUGUCUGGAAGAGAAGAUGCCAUGAUGCAUGAAAAUCUUCCUCUUUAUUUUAUAUGAUGUCUUGCAGUUAAGAAUAUGAAGUAAUAUUUGUUUUACAUAUUUAAAUAAGUAUUUAGGCAUCAUUCUUAACUUCUCUGUUUAAUAUUCAGAUGUCAGUUGUAAAAUUUUCAUGUCAUUUUGGGAUUCUCCUUCCUGGGUGGUGCUCUGUUAGUUCACAUUUGAUUUUAUGAAAAAAGGUAUUAAAAUACUCUACAUUCAUUACUUUCUUCCUCAUAGUGCAAAUUGUGACCUAGUAUUCCAUGAUAUCUGUACCUUUAACUAAAAUGACUGUAUAUAUAUUGUGAUAACCAAUAACCAUAGGUUGUAAGUAGAAGGCGACUAUGUGUCCUUCUGUGAGGCAUAAAAAAAAGGUGCGAAGAACAUUAUGGCAAGCCUCAGCUGAUGAAUGCGAUGUUGUAUUGAGACUGCAAGUAUUUUUGCACCCAUAUGAUUGGAGACAUUGUCUGAGUCCUGUGAUAAUCUUUUAACUGAGACCGGGCAAACUUAUGUACCUGAGAGAGUGUAAUAGUACGAUAGCAGGAGCAUAGGUACUCUGUGGCCAGCAUAUUGUAAAAAUUUCAAGUUUCCAUGCAUUUGAUCCACAUAAUUACUGUAUAAAAGUACUGUACAGUAAUAUUUUAGGUUAAUGAUUCAGUUUGCAGAAAAACAUUAAUAUAUAUAUAUUUUUUUUAGAAUGUUCAUAUUUUCUUUCCUACAAUAUUUUAAAAUAAAUCCGGUUGUUGAGGUAGAUUACUAUAAAAGAUAUAACUAGUUCCAAAUACUCAUCUGCCUCAUUCAUAUUGGUCAGAAACUCUGCUCCAUGUCUGCCAGUGAGAGUUCUCCCCUUAGGAGAUUAAAAAAAAAAGAGGGAGACUAGUAAGUUAGUUAACUUCUUUUACAACUGCUAUUCAGGGACAGCAGUGGUUGGUAUCAGCUCUAUUAUUAUGUAUAUUUAGUGAAGGAUUCUUGGUAUUAAUCAUUGUCUUCAUUCCUCUAUUUUCUUUGAAACGUCAAAAUUUGGGCCAUUGUUUGUUCUUAAAAUCUCACUUUCAUUUUGUCGAACUGAGGCAAUUUCAGUUUUAUUCUGGGCUUCUUAUCUGGUCAAAUCACAUUCAUUAUUCCUUUCUCAUUCAUUUCUACUGGUAUUACUAUCAUACCUCUUUUAACGGAAUUUAGUUUAAUGGACAGGAAAAAAAUAAUAAUUUAAUAAAUACGAGAUAAUAGUAAUUAUAGUUUCAUUUGAGAGAAAAAAAAUCAGUGUAAAAGGAACCAACAAUACAGUCCGCCGCCAACAUUGUUUACAUCAUCUUAGCGAAUGUUUCAAAAUGUAAAUAGUAGCCUGCCAAGAUUUGUGUCUAUUGGAUCGUGGUAGGUCUAAGUGUGUUUUGUGAAAAUUUUACGCCCAUUAUAUCUGGGAAAUGGACUGCAACUGGUUGUGCUGGUAAACCAACAAGGUGUCCAGGAAAGUCAUUACUGUGGACGUGAAGAUGAAAGUGAUCUGAAGGGUUGAGGCAGGGAGGAGGAGGAGCGAGGAAGUGGUGGUAAACAACACAUCGUUCCCAAAAAAUUAACUGGUGAGUGCUACUUAAUAAAUUUAGUUUAAUUUAUUACUGAUAGCAACAAAGUCUUCAUUGAAAUGUAAAAGUUGAACUUUGUCACCUUGUGACAGCCAUUUUUUUGUUGUGCUGGAGUGGUUUGCUUGCCACUUAAUGUUUACUUUUUGUAUGGAGACGGCGGUGAAAAACCACAUGCAUUUCUAAGUAACCAAGUUUUUUUUUUGGGGGGGGGGGUGUUUAUGACAUUUUAUAGCAUUUAAUCAUCGUUUAGUCAUUCUUUUAAGACAAUAGUAGUACAAUAUAUAAGCGGAGUUAUCAUUUUGACCAAUUUUGCUAUUAGCAAGAACACAUCUCCAUGAGCACCAUGUUAUAAUGGCCUCUUUUAACGGAUAUUUCACUUCGCGGACUAGCCUCAAGAACGUAUCUCAUCCAUUAUAAAAGGUAUGAUAGUAUUUGUAAAAAAAAAUUUCCUAUUAGGAGCUUAAAUUUGAGAUCAUGUGCGAGACUCAAUCAUUACAUGGACUCGCUCCUUUUCAUAAACUACUAAUUCGUUCAUUGUUUUCACUGUAAUUCUUGUAUGUGCAAGAUGUAAAUUUUAAGAAUUAGAUAAAAUUGGAUCUCCAUUAGACCAUAAAUGUUAAAUAAAUAAAUAAAAUAAAAAGUGUAACCUGAGUAGAAGUAAUAUAGAUGCUAUUAACCAGAAAUCCUCUUCCUAAGUGUAAGCAGUGCAAAUUUAGCUUUUUAUACUUUUUGUAUGUUGACCUUUUGUAUAUAAAAUUUCCAUUCUUUUUAUUUCUGCUACUAACAGUGCUCAUUUAUAUUGAGUAACUGGAGUUGAACCAGCAGAAACACUGGCCUAGAAUGAUCUUGGCUGUAAAUAUUGUAUUAUUCAUAGAUUUUUUUGUAUGAAAUGUAAUUAAAAUAAAAAUUC